AUGAGCUCGCCUCCCCCCAAACAAUCAUUAUCGUCCCCAACAUCCGGCAAUACGCCUCAGCCGGUAUUGCCAACACCUUCCUCUUCGACAUCUGUCUCACUAAGACAAUUGAACCACAACAAGCAAUCCCAAAUGCGAAGAGAGCUAGAGCAGCAGCUGAUAGAGAAGCAGAAGCAACUGCAGGAAUCAAACAGCGGGAUUGGAAAAAAUGUGCUUGCGAGACAAGUGAGCCAGCUUCAAGAUCGUUUGAAAGAGAUGGAUAACAACAUCAGUCAUGAGGAACUACAGCCCACAUCCUCUGUUGAUAGAUUGAGAUCGUUAGAAAGAGACCUGUCGUCUUACAGAUCACAUCCUCUGUCACCUGGUAUAUCAUCCAUCCGUAACAAAGAGAAGUUACUGAACCAACGCUCUCCAACACACACUACCACUUCAGUAAACUCUACCGGCUUAGAUCCUUUACCCAGUCCUACAACAUCCACUCUUUUACCGCCUGCACAUGGCCAUGAUUCUACCUCCAUGCUGCCAUUACCACCACCUCCUACAGGAUCCACACCUACAAAACGCAGAUCCAAGAUACCGAAUACAGACCGCAGAAACACCGAUAUUGAAUUCGCUACAGAAAUUGGUCAGGGGCUACUGUUAGAGGUGAGAAAGAUGCAAGCACUGCUACAGGAGAAAGAGGAAAAGCUUCGUACUUUAGAGAAUCAAAAAGCUGAUCUUGAACGAACUGCUGAAGCCAUGGCAAAGCAGAUGCGUCAAAGAGAAGAGAAUGAAGAAAAACUAAAGGAAGAGACUUGGAAUCUGGAGCUGGCAAAGCAAGAGCUGGUAGUCAGUGUCACUGACCUUCAGACGAACCUGACCAAAGCCAACGCCGAGCAAAACAAGCUAGCCAAGCAAGUCAAUGAGCUGCGAACUGAAAUUGAGCAACUGCGUGAUAGAGAGGAAAAGCUGACUACGACUAUUGACAAAAUGAAGCAGCGCCACGAACAAGACAUGUCGUCUUUACGUCGGCAUGCAGCAGGCAUCCAGCGAGAGAAAUCUGACCAGUCCAAACAGAUCGAAGCAUUGACAUCCGAACUCGCAAUUGCCAAAGCACAAUCACGUAUUGGUAAGCAUGCAUCGAUGGAAGCGGACGCUCAUCUGCGUCGCAGUGAUAAAGAGCAGACAGACAGCGAUCAAGCCAAGAGCACAUUGGCCGUAAGGAAUGAUUCGUCACCCUCCACCUCGCCGCCUUCCUCACCCAAGCAAUCACCCACACGCAACCAAGCGAUGGAAGUAGAAACACUCAAGACAUCACUCGCACAUGCACAUCGUAUCAUCUCUGGUUUGAGAUCCAAUCUCCACAAGGAAAAGACCGAGAAAUUUGAGUUCAAGAAGCUCUUGGCAGAGUCUCAGGAAACCAUUGAGCAACUACAAAACGACCCUCGCAUGUGGGUGGAUGCAGGCCCCACACGAGGUGCCGGUGGUUCAUCGUCCAACAUGAGUGCUCGAGUGGAAGAUGGUCAGUUUGGAGGUCGCAGAUCACACAAAGCAUCCACUUCGUCCGCAUCCAAACGCAGAGGAAAGAAGACGCUUGAUCCCAGACGCAGUAAUAGCAACAAGCUGAGCAAAUCGAGAAACACUGGUGACAACGAUUCAGUGUAUUCGUACACGUCCAUGUCAGACAACGAGGACAGUGAACUGGAUAGCUUUGAUGAGAGCGAUGCGGAUGCCUUUAACAGUAACAGUAACCACAAGAACGGCAAGUCAACAAGUAAGAAAGCAGCAGCCAUUGGAUUUACACCAUUGUCCUCAGAACUUUCUCAGAGUCAAGCACAAAAACCUGUAGCUAUGGAUGCUCAAGUCAAUACAGACGAACUGGACGUACUGCCGCCAUUAGCUACUGUCAUUGAUACAGACACUUCAACAGCGCCUCGAUCUCUCAGUGAUGAAUUAGGCAUGGCCAUGUCCCGAACUCCAUCGACUGCUGCUGCUGCUGCUACCAAAGAGCCCAGCAUCACAGACUCUCUCAAGAAUGUCACAGGUGGUAUUGCUGCUGCUAUUGGUAUGGGCGCUCUACUUGACAACGACAAGAAGACAGGCAUUGAAAUCUCUACACAAACGGACGAGGAGCCAGCCAAGGCGAUAACUUGCGAGAUAUCUACGCAAACAGAACAAGCGACAUUGCACGAUGUAACUCAAGCUGCUUUCAGUCUGGAGCCUGAGGACCCUGCCAUCGCUCAAGCUGCUCUUGCUGCUGCUAUUACUGAAUCUCGUAAAGCUGCUUUGGAAAAUGCUGUAGAUCAACAAACACAAAGCGAACCCGAGGACCCUUCGAUUGCUGAAGCUGCUCUUGCCGCUGCUACUGCUGCUGCAGUCUUGGCCUCUCGCAAGCAAGCACUUGAAUCUGCUGUUGAUCAAGAAACACAAAGUAAAGUGGAGGAUCCUGCAAUUGCUGAAGCUGCAAUUACUGCUGCCAUUGCUGCCUCUCGUCAACUUGCUUUCGAGUCUGCCGUCAGUCAAGAGACUCAAUGUGAUCCUGCUAUUCAAGAAGCAAUGGUUGCUGAUGCCCUUGCCAAUGCUCGCAAGACUGCUCUGGAUUCUGCCAUUGAUCAUGAAACUCAAAGCGAUCCUGAAGAUCCCUCUAUUGCUGAAGCUGCCCUUGCUGCAGCCACUGCUGCUGCUGUAUUAAACUCUCGUAAGCAAGCACUAGAGUCUGCCGUUGAUCAAGAAAUUCAAUGUGAUCCAGAGGAUCCCUUCAUUGCUGAGGCUGCUACUGCCUCUGCUAUUGUCGCAUCUCGUCAACAUGCUUUAGAGUCUGCUGUCAGCCAAGAAACUCAAUGUGAUCCAGAAGACCCCUCCAUUCAAGACGCUCUCAUUGCCAAUGCUCUCGCUGCAUCUCGCAAAUCUGCUUUGGAGUCUGCUAUUGACCAGGAGAUUCAAUGUGAUCCUGAGGAUCCUGCUAUUGCUGAAGCCGCUCUUGCUGCUGCUACUGCUGCUGCUACUGCUGCUGCAGUAUUAGCCUCUCGUCAAGAAGCCCUUGCUUCUGCAGUUCAUCAAGAGACACAAAGCGAGACCGAAGAUCCAUCGAUUGCCGAGGCUGCCUUGGCCGCAUCCAACGCCGCUGCUAUUGCUGCUUCUCGCAAGGCUGCUCUCGAGGCUGCUAUCAGUCAAGAAACGCAAUCCGAAGCUGUUCCUGUAGUGGAUCAUGAAAUUCAAUGCGACCCUGUGGUAGGCACAGAUUGUGGCGUGCAGAGUCAAGUGGAUUCUGUGGAUGCUUCUAUCCAGUCUGAAUUGGUGGAAACCAAAGAUUCUGAUGUGCAAUAUGAAUCUAUUGAUACUGCCGAUGCUAGUGUGCAGCAUGAAGAGACAGAUGAGAGUCGCGAAUUAGCUGCUGCUGCCAUUGCAGCCAGUGCUUUGGCCGCAAAAGAAUUAGCUGUCCAGCACCACAGCAUUGGUACUCAAAGCGAAGACGUGCCUACAUCAGAUGAAUCAACACAAUGCGAGGUUGCUGCAGUCUUGGACCAUGAAACACAAUAUGACGUCCCUGCUGGUAUUGAUCAUAGUACGCAAUCAACAUUGGCUGAAACACUUGAGUGUGGCGUUCAAAGCGAGGCACCUCUCACUGUCGAUGCGGAUGUCCCAGUUCAACAUGAUCUUGCCGACACUAAGGAUGCUCAAGUUCAGUACGAGACGCCUGAUGUCUCUUCCAGCAAGGCUAUCCUUCCUGUGCCUCUCGUGUUGGGUGGCCAUGGAGAUCAAGACAAGGAGGCAUUGACCGUCCCUGCAGCUAGUACAGAGGAGGAGGACGAAGAAUUCUUUGAUGCCUCUGCAGAUUCAAAGCCUUCAAGUCACAAUACUAUCAAGAACGCUGCUGUUUUCAACAAUGCUGUACCAGCAUCUCGUGCUAUUAAAUCAGAUCAACCUGAUUCUAUUGCUGAUGGGCAAACUCAUGAGGAGAAGGAUAGUCAUAGUCUUCCCUUCGCUGCCGCUGCUGCCGCUCCUGCUGCUAUUGCUACUUCAAGGUCCAUCAACACAACUGAUGCUAGUCCAAACAAGGCACCUGAUGCCUCAUAUGACACUGCUUCCGAGCCCCGGCAUGAAAUUGUUCCUGAAAAGGUAUUCACUAAAGCUGAAACGGAUGCGCUUGUUGCCUCUGCUGUCGCCAUGGCACUUGCCAAUGCUGCUGCUUCUCAAAAGAGGGAGGAGCCCACUACCAAGAUUCUGAAUGUGGAUGACGUGGAAGAGGAGGAUUCCAAGCGACACACCUGUGACAUGAGCCACAACAACAAUAACAGCAACACCAUUGCACCUAAUCAUGAUGCCGAUUCAGCCGUUGUAUCUCAUUCAUCUGGUAUUGUGUCUAGAGAUGAUGAAGAACCUAUCAGCGAAGAGGACUACGGCAAUGUUGUUGUUCAUUUACCACGUGAAGAGGAUACAAUCACUUCAUCGCCUUACCAGGACAAGCGUCAACAACAACGUGAAUUAGAGGAGUUGGCUAUUCUCAAUCGUCAUGAUCAAGCUCCUCGCAGUGUUGGAAACGAAUUUGAACACCAUGCCUCCAAACCUCGUUCAUUGGAACUAUCCAUGGGCCCAGUAAUGACUUACGGAAAGGAACCAGUGGAUGUGGCGAAUGAUGCUGCCACAGGUGCUGUAGCUGGUGCUGUAGCUGGUGCAAUUGCUACUGGUGCCACACUCCAUCAUCAUCAUCAACAACAACAGGAGACAGACGAAGAGGAUAUCAUGGACAUUCCUGUGAGACCUGCCAAUCCACCUCCUGCUGCACUGCUGUCAAGAGCUGCUCUUUCACCCACCUUCAAUGAACGAUCCAUGUCCCCCGUAUCAGUACCCAGUUCCAAGGGCAAAGCACCAUAUGACUCUUACUCUGGUCUCUCAUCGCCCACAACCAACGACGACAACCAGCCUUCUUCUUCUCGCUUGGAUUUGAACAAGAGAGGAUCGGUCAGUGUAUCAAGCCUAUCGACCACCAACACCAACGAGCAACUUCAGUCCAUGGCUUCAUCUCAAUACGACGCCAGUGGCCGUGGUAGCACAGGUGCAGGCACCACAGAUCCCAACAUGAUCAACCUCAUUACACAGACCAUGAUUGGUGACUGGAUGUACAAGUACACAAGAAAAGCAGUGGGUGGUGGUCUAUCUGAGAACAGACAUCAACGUUAUUUCUGGAUUCAUCCUUACACCAACACGUUGUAUUGGUCCACUGCUGGUCCUGGUGGAAAUGGCAAUGGACAUGAAGCCAAAGCCAAGUGUGCAUUAAUUGAAAAUAUCACAGCUGUGCCUGAUUAUACCUCAAAUGCCAACGGUCUACCGAAUGUCAGCCUUUUGAUCCAAACCAGUCAGCGCCAACUCAAAUUGACAGCACCAACCAUGGAGAAACAUGAGCGCUGGUUAGAGUCUAUUCAAUACUUGAUUGCUCGCAAUGCCAAUGGUUCCAAUGCUGGACUUACGCUGCUCAAUGAUGCCAGCCGAAGAGGACCUGAAAACUCCAUGAACAAUAGGUCAGUAUCCAGUGGCACAACAGGCUCACUGCUCAACAGACCUAGCUUCCGCCGCAUCCAUGACAUAUUCCAACAACCCUCCGUGUCCACUUCAGCACCUUCCAUGGCUACUUCCACAGGAGAUGAUCACACCGAUUUAGACGAUGAAGAAGAUGAAGUACUUGAGGAUGUGCGCAUGUGUUGCAAUGGCAAACAUCAUGUCUCCAAGCUGGAAAAAGACCACACACAUCGACACCAAUAUCGCAAACGCAAGAACCACCACGAUAAAACCAGAAAUACCAUUCCAACUGUGGGCUAA
This is a messenger RNA of Mucor velutinosus, 5796 nucleotides long. RefSeq lists its product as uncharacterized. Gene Ontology annotation, cellular component: cell cortex; mitochondrion. Lineage: Eukaryota; Fungi; Mucoromycota; Mucoromycetes; Mucorales; Mucoraceae. The transcript is spliced from 6 exons. Gene Ontology annotation, biological process: microtubule cytoskeleton organization; maintenance of protein location in cell cortex. The record is from RefSeq and is a predicted model, not a curated record. The coding region runs from base 1 to 5796 and encodes 1931 amino acids. Gene Ontology annotation, molecular function: tubulin binding; phospholipid binding.